GCGGAAGUAGAGUCAUCACUCUGCGCCUGUACCGCGGACACACACGCUGCUGCCGGCCCGGUGCACGAGUACCCGUGUGUGAGGCUCCCGCGGCGGCACCAUGGUGCGGAAGCUGAAGUACCACGAGCAGAAGCUGCUGAAGAAGGCGGACUUUAUCAACUGGGAGGUGGACAACAACGUCCGGGAGGUGCGAGUGCUGCGCAAGUUCCGCCUGUCCCGGCGGGAGGACUAUACCGUGUACAACAAGCUGAGCCGGGCGGUGCGGGAGCUGGCGCACAAGAUCUCCGAGCUGGACGAGAAGGAGCCGUUCCGGGUGCAGAGCACCGCCCGCCUGCUGGAGAAGCUCUACGCCCUGGGCCUGCUCCCCACCCGGCAGAACCUGCAGCUCUGCGACACAGUCUCGGCCUCGUCCUUCUGCCGCCGGCGGCUGCCCAGCAUCGUGGUGAAGCUCCGCAUGGCCCAGAACCUGAAGACCGCUAUCACCUUCAUCGAGCAGGGGCACAUACGCGUGGGGCCCGAGGUGGUGACGGACCCGGCCUACCUGGUGACCCGCAGCAUGGAGGACUUCGUCACCUGGGUGGACUCUUCCAAGAUCAGGCAGCACGUCAUGGAGUACAACGAGGAGAGGGAUGACUUUGAUCUGGGUGCGUAGCAGCGCCCUGACUCCCCUCCCCGGACACAUGUGCUGCGAUGCCGAGCCCUGUCUGAGUGUCUGCGCUGUCACCUACAGAACAGGCGUGCUUACAUGCUGGCGAUCUCUCUUCUCACGAGCAGCUGGCUACAUGUUUCUUGUACAUUUCAGAACUAGUUUGUGAGAAUAAAAAGAACUGACAUUCAUACUAA
Messenger RNA from Pseudophryne corroboree (corroboree frog), 843 nucleotides. It is a transcript of the gene IMP3, whose product is annotated as IMP U3 small nucleolar ribonucleoprotein 3. The record is from RefSeq and is a predicted model, not a curated record. Gene Ontology annotation, cellular component: small ribosomal subunit; Mpp10 complex; small-subunit processome. The transcript has a single exon. The coding region runs from base 101 to 652 and encodes 183 amino acids. Gene Ontology annotation, molecular function: rRNA binding; structural constituent of ribosome; snoRNA binding. Gene Ontology annotation, biological process: rRNA processing; ribosomal small subunit biogenesis. NCBI's taxonomy places the organism in Eukaryota, Metazoa, Chordata, Amphibia, Anura, Myobatrachidae.